Molecule: messenger RNA, 1364 nt
Organism: Impatiens glandulifera
Lineage: Eukaryota; Viridiplantae; Streptophyta; Magnoliopsida; Ericales; Balsaminaceae
Product: ninja-family protein AFP3-like
Exons: 2
Coding region: 285-1238 (317 amino acids)
Biological process (GO): signal transduction; negative regulation of DNA-templated transcription
Cellular component (GO): nucleus
Source: RefSeq, a predicted model, not a curated record
CCUUUGAACCCUCUCUUUCUUUCUCUCUCCUUCUGCCAUUUCUUCUUCCCCACUCUCCCUCUCAUGGCGUUUCUUGUGAUAUUUUCCCGGAAAAUUUUCUGCCGGCCGGAAUCCAACCGUUUAAAUUUCAGUGAGUUUUGAGUUUUGGGUCUCUUUUAAUCUUUGAAAUCUGUUGUUUAUGUUCUUGUUUUUCUUCAAAUAGAAUCUUUAAUUUUCCCGACAAUUCUCCGGGAAAUUCUUUCUUAGCUAUAUUUGAAUUCAUCAAUUUGUACGGGAUAUCUAAAAUGAAGGAGGGUAUAAUUUUGAAGAACGAGAACUCUGUUCAAGUAAAUGAAUUUUCUAUAGAUCUGUUACCUGCAUUCAUGUCAAGGAAAAGUUCAGUCUUGAAAUUGAACGAAGAAGAAGAAGGAGAUGAUGAUAUCGAGCUAAGUCUGAGUCUUUCACUCAACGGUCAAUUUGGAUUUGACCCAAAGAGAGUGAAUAAGCUUUCUCGUUCAUCUUCAAUACCGGAAAUCAUGACGACGACGACGACGACAGAGGAGACUAACAAAAGCUUCGCCGUGAAAUCGUUGACUCCUGCAGUUCACGCGCCGCUGUCGAGGACUUGUUCACUUCCGAUUGAAUCUGAAGAAUGGAGGAAAAGGAAGGAGCUUCAAUCGUUGAGACGGCUUGAAGCGAAGAGGAAAAGAUUGGAGAAGCUGAAGAAUCCAAAGAGUGGUAGAGAUCUGGAAGGAGGUGUAGCUGUUAAUGGGUAUGGUGAGUUUUCUCUUCCAUUUGGAUUACCCAAAUCAAGUUCUGUAAUGAAAGGAGAAAAGGCGCCUCUUUUCCGACAAGGGUCAAUUGGAUCUCAGGGAAGUGGAUCUUCUGGAAUAUCCGAAUCUGAAUGUCUUCCUCUUCCUCCUCGAGUAGCAAAGAGGAAAGUUGAAGAAUUUGGGCAAGUGAAGAAGGAGGAGGAGGAUAAAAAUGGAGGUGGAUUGAGAGAGGGAAGCAGUGAAGCUAAAGAAAUGUUGAAGAAGGCGCUACUGGACAUGCCUUAUGUAUCCACAACUGGUGAAGGAACAGAUGGGAGGAAAAUUGGAGGAUUUCUUUAUAGAUAUAGUAAAGGGGAGGAAGCAAAAAUUGUCUGUGUUUGUCAUGGUUCCUUCCUAUCUCCGGCGGAGUUCGUCAAGCACGCCGGCGGCGGCGAUGUAUCUCACCCUCUCAAGCACAUCCUAGUUAGCCCUUCUCCCCUUGUUUGAAGAGAGAUUGAAGAAAGCUUCUAAAGAUACAAUGUUGUUGAUGAUGACUUCUUUCCAUUUUCUUCUUCUUUAAUCAUUUGGAACUAAACUAUUAUCUAUGCUUAAAAUUUAUUGUUUUUGAAUGUC